This is a messenger RNA of Cheilinus undulatus (humphead wrasse), 1386 nucleotides long. RefSeq names its product synaptonemal complex protein 3 (gene sycp3). Lineage: Eukaryota; Metazoa; Chordata; Actinopteri; Labriformes; Labridae. Bases 308 to 1027 code for a protein of 239 amino acids. The transcript is spliced from 8 exons. Gene Ontology annotation, cellular component: synaptonemal complex. Gene Ontology annotation, biological process: spermatid development; meiotic cell cycle. The record is from RefSeq and is a predicted model, not a curated record.
CCCUGGGCGCUAGCGUUAGCUCGGUUAGCUCCACAACUUUAAUAAAAUUUGUGCUGACUUGCUGUUACAGCCAUUUUUCGGAAAGAGACCGAAGUGGCCAUCCCUUUUAGUUUUAAAAUUAACUACAAAUACGAGCUAAACUCGUACACUAUCGAAUUAUUUAGCGUUUGUACUUUUUAUUUUCAAACAAAGAAGAAGACAGCCAAGUUAGCAGUUAGCCGGCUAGCAUUAGCUGCGUUGUGUGUGGACUGAAUUGAUCAAGCUACCGGCCAUCAGUUUGAUUUUUACUGAGAGAAUCUACUGGGAAAUGGCAACAGGAAGAAAACUAAUGAAGAAGAAACACCCUGAGGAAAAAUCAGACAAUAAAGUGUUUGAUUUUGUUGGAGAAGAUGAAAAGAAAGAGCUGAGUGGCUCAGAGGAUGAAGCAAGAGCAGAUGAAACUCCAAUAGUGGAAAAGACAGGCAAAAAGAGACCUUCGGUGGACCUUGAAGAUGAAGGAGCUGCAUGUGCAGUAGGAAAUGAGGUUCAGUCCAUGUUGGAGAGGUUUGGAGCUGACAUCAGUAAAGUGAUGCAGGCCAAGAAGAAACGCCUGGAGACGCUGACGAAGAACUACAUGAAGGGAAGCCAACACAAACUGGAGCAGCUGUGGAGCACUUACCACGCACAGAGGCAGAAGAUGACCCAGCAGUACUCCCAGCAUGUUUCCACGGCGCUGCAGCAGUGGGAGACCGAAGCCCAGCGAGCUGAAGAGCAGGAAGAGAAGCUCAAUAAUCUGUUCAGACAGCAGCAGAAGCUCCUGCAGCAGGCUCGAGUGGUCCAGGCCCAGAAGCUGAAGACUGUCAGACAGCUGUACGAGCAGUUUGUUAAGAACAUGGAGGACAUGGAGAAGAACCACGAUAGCUUCAUGCUGGGGGCGCAACAAGAGCUGAAAAAGGAGAUGGCCACCCUGCAGAAGAAGAUCCUCAUGGACACGCAACAGCAGGAGAUGGCCACGGUCCGUAAGUCUCUGCAGUCCAUGCUCUUCUAGUGAAGAGCUUUGUUCCAAUCCAAGGAUGCAUUCUGGGUAAUUAACAUGUUCCUUUGUUGUAACGCUGCAGCGUUGUCAUGGUUACAUGGUGUGACGUUUUUAGAGCUGGCUUUGUUGUGCAUCACCAGAGUUUAUGAUUUAAGAAGAUUUUUACUGGUUUGUCAGAUAAACAGAUGAUUGCUGGUUGUUGUUGUGUAGCAGUCACAGUUAGACAAAGAGGAAAUGCUUGGAGACUUUAAACAGUUAAAAUAAUCCAGAGAUGCCUUUGUUUCCCGAGCUUUGUUUGGAUUGUUUUACUCAAAACACAAGAUAAAAAAAUCACUUGUAGAUUUCUAAACUUAUGGAAUAACUUUUCCAUG